Molecule: messenger RNA, 1720 nt
Organism: Schistocerca piceifrons (Central American locust)
Lineage: Eukaryota; Metazoa; Arthropoda; Insecta; Orthoptera; Acrididae
Gene: Tgt
Product: queuine tRNA-ribosyltransferase catalytic subunit
Exons: 8
Coding region: 17-1210 (397 amino acids)
Cellular component (GO): cytosol
Molecular function (GO): tRNA-guanosine(34) queuine transglycosylase activity
Source: RefSeq, a predicted model, not a curated record
AUUCCAUACUGGCAAAAUGUCAACAUGUGGCACAAGCAAGCCGGCGCUGUCUUUCAACAUAUUUGCAAAAUGUGAAAAGUCAAAGGCACGGACAAGCAUAAUGAGUUUACCACACUAUGACGUUGAAACACCAGUCUUUAUGCCGGUCGGAACGCAGGGCACACUGAAAGGAUUGCUUCCAGACCAGCUGGAAAAGCUUGAUUGCCAGAUUAUUCUUGGAAAUACUUACCAUCUUGGUACAAGACCGGGUCCAGAUAUUAUUAAAAAAGCAGGAGGCCUGCAUAAAUUUAUGGGCUGGAAGAGGGCCUUGUUGACAGAUUCUGGUGGAUUCCAGAUGGUCUCACUGUUGAAACUUGCUGAAAUAACUGAAGAAGGCGUAAAAUUCAGGUCUCCAUACAAUGACUCGGAAGUUAUGCUCUCACCAGAGAAUUCCAUUCACAUACAAAAUGCAAUUGGAGCUGAUAUCAUUAUGCAGUUGGAUGACGUUGUGAAGACAACAACAACUGGACCUCGUGUAGAAGAAGCUAUGCAUCGGACUACAAGAUGGCUUGAUAGAUGUCUGAAAGCUCAUAAAAAUCCAGAAAGCCAAAAUAUAUUUCCGAUUGUACAGGGUGGUUUGGAUCCUGAUCUGCGCAGUGAAAGUGCUAAGCAGCUCAUCCAACGUGAUGUUCGUGGAUUUGCAGUUGGAGGUUUAAGUGGAGGUGAAAGUAAGGAUGAAUUUUGGAAUAUGGUUCAUUUGUCAACAAACAUACUACCUGAAGAUAAGCCUCGGUAUUUGAUGGGUGUUGGAUUUGCUACAGAUCUUGUAAUUUGCUGUGCGCUUGGCAUAGAUAUGUUUGAUUGUGUGUUUCCAACAAGAACUGCAAGAUUUGGAUGUGCUCUUGUGAACACUGGGCAGCUGAACUUGAAACAGAAGAACUACAAAACUGAUUACAGACCUAUAGAUGAAAACUGCAACUGUUCAACAUGUCAACGAUAUUCUAGAGCAUACCUUCAUUCCAUUGUUACUGUUGAGACAGUUGCUUGCCACCUCCUUACAGUGCAUAAUAUUUGCUUUCAAAUGCAAUUAAUGAAGUCAAUUAGAGAAAGUAUAAAAGAAAAGAAAUUCCCAUUGUUUGUGAAGAACUUCUUCAAGACACUAUAUCCAUCUGGGACUUACCCAAAAUGGAUAACAGAUGCUCUUUCAGCUGUUAACAUAGAGCUUGACUGAAAUGUGCUGAUUUAAUGUCGACAUUCUCAGGAUUAACGGAUAUUAAAAAAAGAAAAGAGACAGAAAUUUCAUCUCAAAAUGUAAGAGAUAGGUACAGUCAUUGAUUAAUUUAUGACUCAGUAAAUACAUAUUUUACUAUGAAACCCUGCCCACUUUGUGUAUUUUAUUAUUAUUGCUCACUAGACUCAAGCGUGUAAUAUUCAAGGUAUAAACAUCUCAGCAAACAGAAUUAACCUUGUGACUGGAGCAAACAGCUCCAGCUGCCUUGUGCUGGGGCUCUCCAUUUGCAUUUGACAGCUGUAAAAUUUUUGAAAUUGAAAUUUGUUUUUCACUUAGGUGCAGUGUACUUUAGUGCUUUUGCUAUCGUAGCACUACUAACAGAUUCUCACCCAACUAUGUUUCUGGGAUUUGAACCACUUCGGUGGCAGGUUACCAUCUGACUCAUUACACAAUCUUUUGCUGUAAACCAAAAAGGUGAUGUUUCAAAAAUGCAUGUCCUUCAGCAAAUAA